Messenger RNA from Salpingoeca rosetta, 2304 nucleotides. RefSeq lists its product as uncharacterized. Lineage: Eukaryota; Choanoflagellata; Craspedida; Salpingoecidae. Gene Ontology annotation, cellular component: cytoplasm; spliceosomal complex. The coding region runs from base 1 to 2304 and encodes 767 amino acids. The record is from RefSeq and is a predicted model, not a curated record. The transcript is spliced from 7 exons. Gene Ontology annotation, biological process: mRNA cis splicing, via spliceosome. Gene Ontology annotation, molecular function: protein binding.
AUGAGCUCACGUCGCCGGGAUGGGGAUAGUGAUGAUGAUGAUGAGUGGCGACGGCGGCGCCACCGCAGUGACGACGACGAGCGGGAUGGAAGAGAGGGUGAUGUGCUGAAGGACGACAGCCGGCGCCGCCACAGCAAGAAGAGCAAGAAGAAACACAAGAAGCGCAGCCGCAAGUACAGCAGUGACGAGGACUCAUCAUCGCAUGGCAGCAGCGAUGAAGACGGCGACAGACGUGAUCGCGGUCGGCGCCGCGGCGGCCGCCGUUCACGAUCUCGAUCCAGGUCCAGGUCUCGCACUCGUUCAAGGUCGCGUACGCGCUCGCCAGACCGACGCCGACGGCACCGCCGCUACAGUGAUGAUGGCAACAACGACAACAACGACAACAACGACUACCGCAGGGGCGGCCGACGGGACCGCCACCGCCGCGACGACAGGCGCGACGAUGAGGAGGCCCGCAGGCGGCUGCUGGAAAUGAAGCGGCGCGAGCGCGAGCUUCGCAAGCAGGAGAAGCAGCGCAUGAAGAUGACGGAGACGCCCGAGGAGAAGCGUGCACGGCGCUUGGCGAAGAAGGAGCGCAAGGCCGAGCGAAAGAAGGCCAAGCUUGCCCAGGGUGGUUUGGACGUCGUUCAGGGUGCCGAGGAGUCUGGCCGCUUUGUGUGGCACAAGAAGGUGGAGGCCGCAGAGGAGCAGGGCAUGUCGCGGGAGGAGCUUGCCCGUCUUGAACGCGAGCGUGCGGAGGAGAACCAGCGCGAGAUUGAGCAGAUCAAGCGGCGACGCGAGCAGGCCGAGAUCGACCGAGAGCAGCGCAUGCGCGAGCGCGACCAGAUGCUGCGCGCGCAAGACGACGCCCAGUUUGGCGAGUGGGCUGACCAAGAGGAGCUGUUUGUGCUGAAGCAGGCCCGCCUUCGCUCGGAGCUCCGCCUGCGUGCGGGGCGAGCAAAGCCCGUUGAUCUCCUGGCCAAGUACAUCCACACGGACCGCGACGACCCGGAUAUUGACCAGCACGAGCCGUACACCAUCUUCGACACCAUGUCGCUGGAGGCGUGCGAGGCGCUGAAGGAAGACAUCAAGGUGUACCUGCGGCUGGAAGGGCACAUGGAGGAGAACAGGGCGUUUUGGGAGGACAUUGCGCUCAUUUGUGACCACACCCUCAAGGAGCUGUAUCGGCAGCGUGCCAUGGAAGACACUUCUCUCUCUGCUGCCGAGCGCCGUGCCCUCGAGACAGGCAUCAACGCACGCGUGAAGCAGGACAUUAUGGCCAUCUUUGCGAACAAGACGCUGAACCAGCUGCUGGAGCUCGAGCGGCACAUCAAGACGAAACUCAAGUCCAAGGAGACGCUGGAUGUCGGGUAUUGGGAGACGCUUCUUCGUCAACUCAAGGUUGAGUUUGCCAAGGCGCGUCUUCGCGAGAAGCACAAGGAGCUGCUGCAACACAAGCUGCGCAUUCUGUACAAGCAGCAGACGGAGGCGGCGGAGGAGGAUGUUGUGUCUGGACAGCGCGGCGUGGAAGGACAGCAGCAAGGACAGGAGGGCGAGGAGGAAGUGGACCUGUUUGCCGACGAGCUUUCCGAAGCGGACAAGGGCGCCUCUACCCGGGCGUUUAGUCCGGUGCCGUUUGAGGUUCCAUUGGAGGAGGAUGAUGAUGAUCGGUUGAUGGCGAAAUACGCAGCAAGUGCUGUCGUGACGCAACAGCAGAUGGACGCGCAGGACCUUGUCUUGCGUAAGGUGGUGCUGAUGAUGAUCAAGGCAGGGCGCCAGGGCGAGCUCCAUCCAGACUUUUGCAAGAACCAGCUUGCGCGCGGGCUGUCCACGCGGGAGCAGGAGUUCCUUGCCAAGGCGCGCGCUCAGAACGAGGCCGACGAGGAUGAGGAGCAAGAGACGUUCGCCGACGAGCUCGACCUUGAGGGAAGCGGGGACUACCUCUGGCGGGACAAGUACCGACCGCGCAAACCGCGCUACUUCAACCGCGUGUUUACGGGUUUCGACUGGAACGAGUAUAACCGCACCCACUACGACAAGCAGAACCCACCGCCCAAGAUGGUGCAAGGUUACAAGUUCAACAUCUUCUAUCCAGAUCUCAUUGACAAGUCGCAGACACCGACGUUUACGAUUGAGAAGCUUCCAAACGAGCCUGGUUUCUGCAUGAUUCGCUUCCACGCCGGCCCGCCGUAUGAGGACGUGGCGUUCAAGGUCAUCGACAACCCCUGGCUCCACGGGCGCAAGUCCGGAUACAGGUGCCAGUUUACACAUCACAACGUGUUUGAGCUCUACUUCCGAUUCCGUCGCCGUCGCUAUCGCCGCUGA